Messenger RNA from Prunus armeniaca (apricot), 903 nucleotides. The record is from the annotation of a GenBank genome assembly. Lineage: Eukaryota; Viridiplantae; Streptophyta; Magnoliopsida; Rosales; Rosaceae.
AUGAGUUCAUCCGAAGGAGAUAGCUUUAAGCAAGCAUCAGAAGAUGUUAAAGAUGGGAAUCCAAUGAAUAUAUUGUUUAGGAGGCCAUCAAAGGCCCACUGCUUUCAAGGGACAGCCAAGUCCAGGUCAGCACACUGGAUCUACUGUUUCAUUACAUGUCCUCCUGGGAAGGCACUUCAGGUACUUGACUUAUUAUCAAAAGCUGAGCAAGCUUUCAAACGGAGGCUUGUUGUUGGGUUCGCAACUUUGGUUCCAGUACUAAAUUAUGUAGCUGACAUUCCUUUCCAUCCAGUUCAAAAUCAGACAUUAAAACUCAUUCUGAACUGCAUAUCUGAUUUCCCUGGAAUGGUAUCCUCCUCUCAUAUAACAGAGCUAGUACCUGUUCUAGCAAAGAUACUUAAAAAGCAUUCUGAUGAGGAGAUAGGCAUGCUUGAGGAGACAUUUAUAUUGACCUGCUCAGUUCCUUGUAGCUAUCGAUUCCAACAAUCAAGCAGCAGAACUUGCAGAGAACCUAGUUUCGAGCAAUUGGUUCAGUUUGUCGUUUGGAUGCCUAGGCUUAUUUCCCAUAGAAAAGAUGAAAUGGAGGUGUAUCUGAUGCUCAGUUCACUGGUAGAUGUUCUUAUGGGAAAUGAUUCUGGGCAACCUAUUAGAGAUGCUACUUUAUGUCUCCCAUCUGAUCCCAUUGAUUUGAUCUUUCUACUUGGGCAAAAGAACUCCCGUAAUCUGGAAUUAUCUUCGUGCCAAUCUGCCAUUUUGCUGAUUUUAUACACCAGUUCUUUAUAUGAUGAAAGACUUGCAGAUGAUAAGUUGGUUUUAGCUUCUCUAGAGCAAUAUAUUCUGAUCAACAGUAGUGAUCUCCAAGGUGGAUCCACUGAUCCAUCUACAUUGAUGAGGCUGAAUUAA